Molecule: messenger RNA, 1488 nt
Organism: Encephalitozoon romaleae SJ-2008
Lineage: Eukaryota; Fungi; Microsporidia; Unikaryonidae
Exons: 1
Coding region: 1-1488 (495 amino acids)
Source: RefSeq, a predicted model, not a curated record
AUGCUGCUAAAGCUCUUGUUUAUUCCUGUUAUUAUCUGUAAUAGGUUGUUAAGACUUAAACAUAAGGAUGGUCAGUAUGUUACCAACAGCAAAGGAGUCUUGAAGCUUGAAUUACCAAUGCUACCAAGUCUAUCUGACCAGCGUGUCGUGGUUCACAACCGAGUUUUAUACUUCUUCAAAGACGGGAUAUAUUACACACUGGCAAUGGUACAUGGGGAAUUAGAAAUCAAGCUGAUUGUCUAUAAUGCCAUGAGUGAGAAGGGGAUAGGGUUUUCUUCCAAUCCAACUUUUCGCCCACGCAAGAGAAAGAUAGAUCCGUUUGGUUAUCUAUCUCAUGCAGGCCACCGCGACAACCAAAGCGACGGCGAAAAAGAAAAAGAUAGCCUUCUAAGUAACAAAAGGAAGCCUGGUUUGGAAAAACCUCCCUUUCGAAAUGAAAGGCUUUCACCUCAGAAAAGAAUCGAGCGAGUGUCAAAGAGCAGGCCAAGAGAUCAUGAAGAAUACAGAGGAAGGCAAGAGACCUUGGAUGGCAAAGAGGCCCAUCAAGCAAAAAAAGACAAGCCUUCUGAAGUAGAUACAGCUGAAAGAAAUAAUAAGGUGCUUAAAGAUGGAUUUGAUGAAACGGAGGCUCUUGACGGUAGCGAUAAAGUCUCUGGAUAUAACGCUCCUCCACUACGAUUAGAAGUGGAGACGAGUAGCACCUUACGAAGUAUAAGGUUUCCAAAGAAAACAGAUUCGCCCCGGAGAUUUUAUGUGGUUGAAAGUGAUUCGAAAAUGGAUGAACGCGAGUUUGGGUAUAUUAUAAAGAAUGUUGUAGUCUCCGAGGUGGAUAAUCAAGGGCACUUUACAUUAAUUGGGGGAAAUGAUGCUUGUGUAACAUAUUAUAAAGACUCAUUCGUCUUUAUGCCAUGCUCGCGUGCUCCCGAACAAAUAUUCAAGCUGGAAAGUUCUGAGGAGAUAGUGAAGAAGGGGAAAUUCUUGGGUUUGGGAAAAGAUAAGGUAGUUGAAAAUCAAGAUGCUGUUAUUCUUGAUUCCACUGAUAGCGAGGAUGAAAGGAAGGAGGAGCUCUAUAAAAACCCUCAAGCCCUGCCUUAUUCUCUUAAAAGUACUGGUCACGAUAGUAGUAGCUUUGGAACCCCUAAUAUCAAAGUAGGCUCUAAGGACAGAGCUCGAUACCUUGACGGAAGCCUGGAUAAAGAGAAUCCUCAUGUAGACUAUUUGAAGAGAAAUGGCCGAGAUGAUCUCUCCAGGGGUGCCUUACAAUUUGAGAACAGUCACAAAUCUUUAAAUAUAGAUACAAAGCCUACAAAAACAGCCACUGGCGUGACGCCAAUUUCCAAUCCGUCAACUCAGGCGAGGAGCAGUAGGAAAGGUUCGGAUUCCAAUUCAAAAGAGGCAAACAGACAUCAAAAACUGAACCUUGAUGAUGAUUUCAUAGACAAGUUCAGAGAACUUCUGACAAACAGCGACCUCAACGACUUUGUUUAA